This is a messenger RNA of Trichomycterus rosablanca, 3288 nucleotides long. RefSeq names its product RAB3A interacting protein (rabin3)-like 1 (gene rab3il1). The record is from RefSeq and is a predicted model, not a curated record. Bases 306 to 1355 code for a protein of 349 amino acids. The transcript has 11 exons. Lineage: Eukaryota; Metazoa; Chordata; Actinopteri; Siluriformes; Trichomycteridae. Gene Ontology annotation, molecular function: guanyl-nucleotide exchange factor activity. Gene Ontology annotation, cellular component: Golgi to plasma membrane transport vesicle. Gene Ontology annotation, biological process: exocytosis.
ACGCGGGUGGGUCACGUGACCCGGUCUGUCUGGACUAACCACUGAAACUUUUCCUGCUUCGUCCUGCAGUUUCAGAGCGAAACUAUAAACAAACUUAAACAUUGUGUCUGCUGGUUUUGUAUUAGUUUAAGACACGUUUAUUGUAUAUCGUGUAGCUGUUUAGUUUAAUUAGCCGUAAGUUCAUUCUGUUUACUGAAAAUGUGACACUGAGGUGAGGACUCGACAUUUUAGUUGACGGUUUGAGCAGCGGAUGCUUGUCAGUAUCAGGGUUGAUAGACCUGGAGGCUGAGCCAGAGCCAGCUGCCAUGGCUAGCAGCAGCCAAACGAAGAGGAUGCUCCAGGAAGAGACGGAGGCGAAGCGACGAGAUAACACGCUAUCUCGUCUGCGUAGUUCUUCAAUAGAGAUUAAAGAAAAAGGUGCAGAGUUUCUUAAAGAGCAGCUGGAUGCUGCGCAAAAGGAACUAAAACUCAAAGGGGAAGAAUGUGAGAAACUGUCUCUUUUAAGAAACCAGCUUGAGCAGGAACUGGAGGAGCUGACUGCUAGUCUCUUUGAGGAAGCUCACAAGAUGGUGCGGGAGGCAAACGUAAAACAGGCAAAUGCUGAAAAGCAACUGAAUGAGGCUCAGGGCAAGAUUGAUGUGCUGCAGGCAGAGGUGACUGCUCUAAAAACCCUUGUGCUGACCUCCACGCCAUCCACCCCUAAUCGUCAGCUUCACCCCCAGCUUCAGUCCUCAGGCUCUAGAGGACAUGUACGUCACAAGAGUGCCACCCUUUCUGUGCCUCAGCUACAGUCAGAGCCAAACUCUGCAGAUUCACUUUCCAGGCAGAAAGAAAAAGAGCUGGACUCUGUAUUGUUUGCGGAGUUCUUGUGUUGGAGAGAAACUCCCAGUCUUGAUCGAUCCUCUGCCUUCAUGAGCCGGAUCUACAGAGAAGACAUUGAGCCAUGCCUCCUAUUCACUCGCUCUGAACUUUCCCAGUCAGUUCAAAGUGCUGUGGAGAAUAACUCCUUGACUAUUGAGCCUGUAGCCUUGACAACAAUGCCAGUCAAGUCCUCGACUGUUGAGUUUGGAGGGCCCAACGGCAGCAGAACACCGGUAAAGACGAAGUGUGCGCUGAGUGGAAUAUCCCAGCUCUGCCGACAUCGCAUCAAACUGGGAGAUAAAGAGAAUUACUACUACAUCUCUCCCUCAAGCAGAGAUAGGAUAACAGCAGUGUGUAACUUCUUUACCUAUAUCAGAUACAUCCAGCAGGGCCUGGUCAGACAGGAAGCUGAGCAAAUAUUUUGGGAGGUGAUGCGUUUGCGGCGGGAGAUGUCUCUAGCCAAGCUGGGAUUCCACCUGACAGAUGAGAGCUGAAAAACUCCCAAACAUCCUGGCCUUUAUGUAUACACACAGUCCUUGGAUAACAGUGAUAGAUUUAACAUGUAAACACUCCGUUAAUGCAUGAAUGUUCAUUCAUUUAAGAGAGCAGCUUGAAAAUGCUUGAAACGAUAAGCUGGUGUGGUACAUGUGCAAUCAGUAUUAUGUUGAUAUAUUAUUGGUGGUUAGAUGAAGUAGUCAGAAACAUGCACUUCGUCAUUCACUACACUCCUUAAUGCUGUCUGAAACGUUGACAGCAGCAUGGUUCUUUUUGUGCAGCGAAUCCAAAAUGAUAGUUUUGUUAUAGUUUUAAUAUCAAAAUGUAGGUUAAUGGGUUCUCGUUCUCAUUUAAUACAGUCUUGUAGGAAAAAUGUGAAGGGUUCAAAACUGUUUACACACUAUUUAUCUUAUCCUAAAUCUUUCUUCAUUCUUUACAAGUGCAUCUACACUUGCUGUACCAAACUGUACCACAUCUUUAAUGGUACCUAAAAGUAACUGAUCAGUUUAAAAAUGAUUACCUUUUUAAGGGCAGGAGAAUCCAAACCAUGAGCAUAAAGAGUUUACUGCAUUAAAAAAAACUUGAUAGAACAAAAUACAAUCAGCUACUAUUUUUUUGUUAGUGUAAAUGUAUUGAAAGCAAUUUUGACCUGGGUCCUAAGGACUCACUUUAGUAUGUAGUAGUACCAUUUGUUAAAGAAAUGUGUAUGUUAUAUGGAUUUUGAUAUAUUAAUAACAUAGAUUUCAACUUUCAAAUUUGACAAAUACCACAAGAAAUGGAUUCCUAACCAUUUUUUUCUAAACUGUGGUGCACUUAAUCAAAUGGGUUUUGGGUCAGGAUAAUCGCAUUGAGACAGUUUAUUAGGUACACCUGUCUGCUGUAUUAUACAGGUACUGACUGUAGCACACUACAGUUAUUUUCUCACCCCACUUUUUUUCAUUUAUCAAUUGAAAUGGACUCUCCUUAACCAGUUAAAGUUUGGAUUGUGGAUAGUUUUAACACUGCAGUGACAUGGUAAUAACAUGGUAGUUUGUGUUAGUGUGUUUGUUAUAUGAUUGUAUCUGGUGCAGCAGUGUUGUUGGGAUUUUAAAAUACCAUUUAAACUUUCUGGCCUCUCCUUUAUUAGGUACACACCUUGUUAGCACUCUUUGUAGGUGUGCAGAACUUCUGUUUUUUACAUGUUAAUCUUCCUCUGUAAGCUGACAAAGUGUACAGAGCAGAAGGUGGCCUACAGUCGAUUAUUGUAUAAAGUUGUUUGUAUCUUUAUAGCUUCUAAAAUAGUCAUUAAAUGUAGAUAACAGACGUGUACCUAAUAAAGUGCUUGGUGAGUGUAUAUAAGCACUGCAUGAUAUGACAAUCAUAAAUUUAAUCAAGACCAAAUGCACUCUGGUUUAAUAUGGACAUAGCACAUAUUUUUAAAAAUGUGCUUAUUUUUUUAUUGACUUGCAUGCUUUACCUUUUUUUUAGCACCUAACAUACAGUACCUCAAAUACACUAACAAAAAGUUUAAAUAUGAUGCCUAAUACAUUAACACAGUAAUUUUAGGAGAUUUUUGAAUGAUAGAUAAGAAACUCCACCAUGACUUUUAAUUUUUGCAGCAAUGACUUUCCAAAAUACUCCCUAGCCCAUGUGGCUGUGUCCAUUAAGGUAGCAAGACUGUUUGUACAGUGAUUUUUGGAUUUGCCCUUUACACACCAAGAUUUUCCCUGAUCCCUGAAUUUUUUUUAUGAUAUUAUGAAUUGUAGAUGGUAAAAGACCUAUAUUUUUUGCAGCCUCAUGCUAAGAAACUUUGUCUUUUUAGAGAGUGCUCAAUUUUUUUUCUAAAAGAAUGUAAAUGUAAACAACAAAGUUUUCCCUCAUUUUUGCCCAUGCAGGGGAUUGAAUCCCCUUACCAAAGAGCCCCCCCCCCACUAUAUAAAACUGUGCAUGUUA